Molecule: messenger RNA, 1036 nt
Organism: Vitis vinifera (wine grape)
Lineage: Eukaryota; Viridiplantae; Streptophyta; Magnoliopsida; Vitales; Vitaceae
Exons: 3
Coding region: 1-831 (276 amino acids)
Molecular function (GO): protein binding
Source: RefSeq, a predicted model, not a curated record
AUGAUGACAGCCCAAACAAUGCUUCAGUCUCUUCCCCUUCAUCUUUGCAAAGAACUAGCAGCUCCGGAUGUUGUGAACGUUGAAGAAAUAUACAUAUCAGGGAAAUCUAGGCUGACCUAUACAUCUUUUGGUUUUGUGACUGCAGAAUUCUAUGAUGCAGAUAUAAUCUAUUACUCGGAACUGUACAAAGCUGUGGUCAAUGGUGACUGGGAAAGUGCUUCAGAAUUAUUGGGGCGUGAGCCACAAUUAUUGGACGCCCCGAUCGGAAUAGAUAAUUCAACAAUGCUUCACAUAGCAGUUGAGUUAGGAGAGGCCAGAAUGGGUUUCGUGGAGCAGUUGGUUGACUUUAUGCCAAUAGAUAAACUGGCUCUGAAGGAUUCUGAUGGCGCCACUGCCCUUUUCAACGCUGUAAGGGCUGACAAUAUAAAAGCAGUCAAGUUGUUAGUGAACAAAAGCCCAAGCUUGCUCAAUACCUGCAACCAAGGCAAUUUAGUGCCUCUUCACAGCGCUCUUAGGUAUGGUCAUAAAGAGCUGACUUUAUAUUUAUUAAGCGUCACCAGAGAUGAUGUAGAUCCAAGUCCUUUCGCAGACAAGCCUGGAGUCAUACUUCUGCACAGAGCACUAAUGGUGGGGUUUCAUGAUGUAGCACUGUAUCUGGUUAAACGUUUUCCUGACCUUGCCACAUGCAAUUUCGGUGAUGCUAAAGAUUCUUAUGAUGAUAAAGAUUCUGAUGAUGUUAAAACCCCUUUGACGGUAUUGGCUAAAAGGCCUUGGGCUUUCCGAAGUGGAAAUCGCUUCGAGUUAUGGGAACUCAUAAUAUAUCACUGUUAGUUUCUUUACUCGCUUGACUCUUUUAAUUUUCUUUGUGUUUUUCGCUGCAUCUCCCUUGCUUUUGUUUAUAGAGAAAAGAAUAAUUAAUUUUCAUGGCUUUGGAUGACAUGAAAAUGUAAGAAAAAUAUUACAGAAAAAGGCAGGAGGAAUUCUAAAAUUUUUUCUCCACUUUCCUCAGAAAAGUUGGAAACAAUUUGGGAAUAAA